GUCUUAACUGCUGAAAUCAAUAACGUUGACGACCAGCAGUACUAGGAAUCUACUAUUCUAAGAGGACUGUCCUCAGAGGACAUCAUCUUCGAACACUUCUCUUCUAGAUAACGAGGGUGAUGAUUAUAGAAGGGUAGUUUCGCUUUGAGGAGCGAAACAAGAUACAGAACGCAAGAACUCCUAAUUAAGUUAUAUGUCGCUCAAGCGUCAAAAGAUACCUCCAGAACAGGUAAAUGAAUGAAUGAACCUCCUUUAUCCAAGAUGAGAAAGACAUGUGACAAACUCGUUCGUCUCCUAGCUCUGGGAGAGCUAGUGGACCACGCCGUGAGUGUCGAGCACAGGCACAGCACGACUCAGCAUCACAAGACAACGGUUGUUCAGACUCAGCACAAACAGCGACAAGAAACGCAAGAUGAAACAGGUGAUGUUGAGCAGGAUGAAGAGGAUAAAAACGAUGAAGAAGAAGAAGCAGAAGAAGAAGAAGGCAGCGCAGUGGACCCAGAGAACUUCCCGAAUGAGGUUGACCAAGGACAAGAAAAAGAUGAACGGCAUAAGGAAGAGGGGGAGGACGGAGACGGUUCAGCACUAUCAUCUCUUCCACCCGGUGACAAAAAGGUAGAUGAUGAUCAUCUAGCUGCAGCUCAGCAGAGUGCUGAGGCGGCACCAUCUGAUGUCGCCGAGGCAGGUACUACUUGUUGGAUUUACACGUAAGUGAUUUUUUUUUUAGAUUAGUAGUGAUUUUAGAAGAACAAAGUGAAAAGUUGAGGAGGUUCAGGAUGUUGACGACACUCAUAGUUUAUACGAAUAUGUAACUUUCUUUAUUUGUACAUCAUCAUCAGCUUCAGCAUGAUGAGCACUAACAUUCUCUUCUCAUGUGAUCCGUUUCAAAUAUAUCUUCUCGUCCUUCUCCUCCUGCUACAGAUGCAGCUCUUAAUAACGACAACCGCGUGAAAGAACCUCUCUUCAAGGUCAAAGCUAAGGCCAAUCCUGCGAGUGGCAACGAACCGAAUGCUUUCCUCCAACAUCGAAGGUCCGUAGAUCGAAGAUCCGUAGUUGCGACGAAACAGGAAGACACGACUUCAACUCCUGAAGUUAAGCAGAAAAUUAGAAUUUGAAUUUGUGUUUGUUAUUUUGUUGCUUCUACGUUUACUUUCUCGGUGUUUUCUAGUCAGGUUUGCUCCACCAACAUUUACCACUACUACCAGCUCCUGACAGUGACUACAAUCUGAUACGUUUGAACAAGAACAAUCGCUUCAUGAUUUACUUUCUAACGAAGAACCUGAAGUUGCUGCGUUGGUCGGGGAGGAAGACGACUCCAAGAGAAAGACUGGUGCCUUUCUUGCGCCGCGAGUCGAGUCUUAGGAUGGCAGACAGCAGGGAAGAACAUUAACGAACGAUUAUAAGAUCUGAUAAACGCGAGCACGACACCAGCUACCCAGAUAGCAAAUUCAACUAGAGCCAUAUGAUCCAUUACCACGCUACAGAAUUCAAGUUGAUAUUAUAUGAGUAAUACAUGAUGAAGAUUCUUUUUUGGAUUAGGUACAUGAAGAUGAAGGCUUUCGAAUAGGAACAUCAUCAUCAACUAGUUGUAUGUAAUAAUAUAUAGAAUUUUUGGACACUUCUUCUUAUCAAAUCUCGACAUCCUAUUCUCAACAACUCGUACUUGUACAUCUAAUACAAUCAUCAAAAAAAAUGAACCACGGCCACAAUCUACGAAGAACCACGUCGACAUGUAAGACCUGUACUCAAGAACAUAGGAGAAUCAAUUUUUUGGGCAAACAUGAUAAUGAUUCAUUCG
Messenger RNA from Amoebophrya sp. A25, 1798 nucleotides. The record is from the annotation of a GenBank genome assembly. Lineage: Eukaryota; Dinophyceae; Syndiniales; Amoebophryaceae.